Messenger RNA from Sporisorium graminicola, 570 nucleotides. RefSeq lists its product as uncharacterized. The record is from RefSeq and is a predicted model, not a curated record. The coding region runs from base 1 to 570 and encodes 189 amino acids. The transcript has 2 exons. Lineage: Eukaryota; Fungi; Basidiomycota; Ustilaginomycetes; Ustilaginales; Ustilaginaceae.
AUGCUGUCGAAAGCAACAUCCAUGGACCGACCCGACAGUCGCAGUGCAUCCUCGUCCGAUCCGCCCCCGCCGCCGCACAGCACCGCGCAGAGCAGCGCCAUGUCAAAGACCGAUGACAGCAGCUCGGGUCAAACACCCGUUGGCGGCGGCGCUGAGAACAGCGUCGCAUACCAAUACGUCGCCGUUCAACAAAUGACCUCGCGUCGCGACCACAUCGAGUACCAGCUCACCGUGCGAGAACAGCCCAAGCAAUCCAGGAUGUGCGGCGUCGGCGAAAAGGCAGACAGAAGACCCAUCGAUCCAGCGCCCAUCGUCCAGCUCCGCGUCAUUACCCACGACCGUCCUGUGCGCCAAAGCGACACGGUCGAAAACACACCCGCAGCACCGCCCGUCGAAAGAAAGCCAGGCCAUGGUCCCACCCUGCCGAGGACGCCGGGAGUACGCAGAGGUCUGCCCGUCACCACCGCCCUGGGUGAUGGCUGGGAGGACAAGGCUUGGUACCUCGAGAACCCGUACUUUUUCAUGACAUCGACGGCUCGCACCAAGGCUUUUUCGUCUUUCCGGACUUGA